Messenger RNA from Hippopotamus amphibius kiboko, 3084 nucleotides. RefSeq names its product beta-1,4-N-acetyl-galactosaminyltransferase 2 (gene B4GALNT2). Gene Ontology annotation, biological process: UDP-N-acetylglucosamine metabolic process; UDP-N-acetylgalactosamine metabolic process. Gene Ontology annotation, cellular component: Golgi membrane. The record is from RefSeq and is a predicted model, not a curated record. Gene Ontology annotation, molecular function: hexosyltransferase activity. NCBI's taxonomy places the organism in Eukaryota, Metazoa, Chordata, Mammalia, Artiodactyla, Hippopotamidae. The transcript has 11 exons. The coding region runs from base 141 to 1856 and encodes 571 amino acids.
AUUACUGUCACCUUUUGGGGAGUUCCCUGGUGGUCCAGUGGUUAGGAUUCUGCGCUUACACUGCAGGGGGCACUGGGUUAGAUCCCUGGUCGGGGAACUAAGAUCCCACAACGUUCGGUCGUCCCUCAAAGACGACAAAGAUGCUCGGUUGGACUUGCACCGAGUUGGGCGCAAGGCAAGGCCCAGGAGGUGGGCGGGGGUUGGUGGUGAGAUGGGCGGCUCCGGCCCAGGCUCUCAGGGCUUCCUCUGCCGGGGGUUGGUGCCAAAAACUGGACAGUCGGCGGGGUGGCAGCCUGGCUCCACAGCCCGGAAGGUCCGAGGCGGCAGCAUUCGGGAUGACGUCGUGCGGCUCUAGAUGUCUGUGGAUCCUCAAGAUGUCGGUCUUACUCUUGGCCCUGGGCACUGUGUUAUUUAUGUUCAGAAGUAUAUACGUUUAUACAGAGUCCAGGAGCGACACACCACAGCUCCCUCACCCUGCUCUGGCUGCCGGGAUGCUGAAGCUUCCACCUGAGAAACGUGUCAGGAGCCUCUUUACCUACGAUGGAAUCUGGCUCUUUCCGAAAAACCAGUGCAAAUGUGACGACUCGGAGCUUCAGAGAAGCUAUAACUUUGAGGAUGCCUAUGACCCGAGUGACCUCCCUGCGGUGAAAAUGAGGAGGCAGGCUGAAUUUGAGCACUUUCAGAGGAGAGAAGGGCUGCCUCGCCCACCGCCCGUGCUGGCUCAACCCAAUCUCCCCUUUGGGUACCCAGUCCACGGGGUGGAAGUGAUGCCCCUGCACACGGUUCCCAUCCCAGGUCUCCAGUUUGAAGGACCAGAUGCUCCCAUCUAUGAGGUCACCCUGACAGCUUCUCUGGGGACGCUGAACACCCUCGCUGACAUCCCAGACAGUGUGGUGCAGGGCAGAGGCCAGAAGCAGCUGACCAUUUCAACCAGUAGCCAGGAGCUUUUGAAUUUCAUCCUCCAGGACGUGACAUACACGAGCACAGAGUACCAGCGCCACAGGGUGGACAUGGUGACUCUGGAGUCCAGCUCCUCAGUGGCCAAGUUUCCGGUAAUCAUUCGCCUUCCUGUCAUGCCCAAGUUAUAUGACCCUGGACCAGAGAGGAAGCUCAGAGACAUGGUGACAAUUGCCACCAAAACUUUCCUCCGUCCCCACAAGUUCAUGACCAUGCUCCAGAGCAUUCGCAAGUAUUACCCAGACUUGACCGUGAUCGUGGCUGAUGACAGCAAGAAGCCCCUGAAAAUUAAUGACAGCCACGUGGAGUAUUACACCAUGCCCUUUGGGAAGGGUUGGUUUGCUGGUAGGAACCUGGCCAUAUCUCAGGUCACCACCAAAUACGUUCUCUGGGUGGAUGAUGACUUUCUCUUCAAUAACAAGACCAAGAUUGAGGUGCUGGUGGAUGUCUUAGAGAAGACUGAACUGGACGUGGUGGGCGGCAGUGUGCUUGGAAACGUGUUCCAGUUUAAGCUGUUCCUGGAGCACGGUGAGAAUGGGGACUGUCUCCACCGGCGGUCAGGAUCUUUCCGGCCCCUCGACGGCUUCCCUGGCUGCGUGGUGACCAGCGGUGUUGUCAACUUCUUCCUGGCCCACACAGAGCGGCUCCAAAGUGUUGGCUUCGACCCCCGCUUGCAGCGCGUGGCGCACUCAGAAUUCUUUAUUGAUGGGCUUGGGAGCCUGCUCGUGGGGUCCUGCUCAAAUGUGAUUAUAGGUCACCAGCCCCAUUCUCCAGUGGUAGACCCAGAGCUGGCAGCCCUAGAGAAGACUUACAACGCAUACCGGACCAACACCAAAGCUCAGAUUGAGUUCAAGCUGGCUCUCCACUACUUCAAGAACCACCUCCAGUGUACCACAUAAAGGCAUCCAGGCAUCAGAAAAGUGCUAGGCUGACUGGUUGCAGGUAUCGAAAACAGAGGAACUGGUGGAUGCGCUACCAAAAUUUGAACUCCUGAUGAGAUGAACAGGGCAGAUGGGUCUGGCUCAGUUAUCGGAAGUAUUGAUCAAAAGCUAAGGGUGAUUAGAAAUGGACAAAUCACUGAUCAGGGUAAUGGAGACUGUGUUAAUCAUUGUUUCUAAGAUAUCUUACCAUUUGUGAAGCAUUUGUACAGAUAAUAUCUCACAUCAUCUCACACUAAAGAGUAUAUAAUGGGUUGGUAUCCUCGGUCAAAAAGAUGGCUGCUGGGUCCUUGAGGGUUAUUUGGUGGAAAUUAUAUCACAGAUCAUCUCCAGCAUCACUGUCAUCCAUAAAAUUUUUUUUCGUCCUGCCUUGUGGACUCAAUUAAUGUGAAUAACGCAGGGUCUUUGCCUUGAGAAGGUGGCAGCCUGGUUCAGUUCAGUCCGCUAGUAGAAUUGGGCAGCCAGGGCCAGAGGAUCAGAGGAGGGAGGAGUCACAAGGGCCCAGGCAGGUGAGGAGGGCUCUGUGGAGUCAGCUCACCUGGAGCCCUGCACAGGGAUGGAACGCAGGCAGCUGGAGGAUGAGAUCAUUGUGGGUAGUCUACUCACUGGUGGAAUAAAGGUUUCCCUGAUAUCAGACUUCCUACCAUAAAGACACAUUCCAGAAUGCCUGGGAUUGAACUGGAACCCUGUGCUGAGUUGGCAUGAUAAACAGUGUAAGUGCAGUGGCCAAGCCACCAAAUUCCAAGGCCUUGAGGUCAGUUGCUGACCACUCAAGACCCAUGGUAUCUACAGAGUGGAGCCACCCCGAUGAGGCAGGCUCUCUCUGUUAUCCUGGGGGUCAGCAGAUUCUCCUACAGCUUCACUGGCUCUGCCUUUUGGCUUCCACUCUUUCCUACUGAAGACAGCCUAGGGUAGUUCAGGAUCUCUGAAAAUGUGUCUGUGAGAUAUUAAUAAAACUUGAUGAAAAAAAAAAACUUCAUGAAAAAUGUUUUGGUGAUCAAAUAAUUUUGAAAAAUACUGUAUGCUCUAUCUGCCUCUUGGACAGUCACAAUUCACAGUAGUAUAUUCAAGGCUCUGAGAAGUCCUGCUGUAAAGAAAUUGGCUUAACUUCAGCAUUUCUCAGAUAUGGAUAAAGACUGGCAAUCAUUUUUAUUCUCCCAAACAGGAAUAAAGCACAUACCUCAUUCCA